CGCUGGUCCAUUCCCUACAAGUCUUUACUAACCAGUGAGUGCCAUGCAGGCCACGGCGCGCCACGGGGGCCUGCCUGCCUGCCUCCUACUGAGGCCACCCACUAUCCCACACAUCAGGCACGCACACAGGCAUUCAAGGGCAAAAUGUACACUCACACGUGUAGUAGCACCCCUAGACACGGUACGGCACUGCACGGCACGCAACACAUGCACCUGUACACGCAGUCACCAGACAGACGGACAGACAGACGAGCAAGAGUGUGUGUGAGAGGGAGAGAGGGAGCGAGAGCCUACAGGUGGGGAAAAACAAGGCGGAGGCAGAGCCGUGUGGUGUGGUGUGGUGUGGGCGGUGCAGUGUAUCCAGCUACGGCAAAAGCGAACGCAUUUGGGUUCAGCUCUUCACGGCAUGUGAUGUGCACAUCUGUUCCCCAUGGCACAGGGCGUGCGGCCCGCGAGUCACAGAUGCAAAUCGAAUAGCGACGGUUUUGUGCCGCACCGAUUUGCAUCCACUCACGCGAGACAACACGCCCACCAUGAGGAAACAGACGGCAGCCGAGAGGAGGCAGCUAGGCUUACCAGGUCUCUCUCUGGUCUCAGUGUAUGUAUCUGUGUGUGGGAGUGGUGUGCGCAUCUGUCAGUCAGCUCAUAUUCACAUCAGCACGGCCCCGACCAGACACCACAAACAAAUAGACAGGCAAGUAGAGCGACUGAGAGAGGCAGGCAGGCAGGCAAUUAGGCAGUUGGGCUGUCUGGUGAAUUAGCCUCUAUCUGGGCGGAUCGACGAGAGUCAUCAUCCAGCUGUGGGCGCCAUCCAUUCACACACACGUCCAUCCGAGAGGGAGGGAGGGAUCUCUGGUCGGCCAUCUCUACUCAGUCGUGGCGACCACAUCCACCACCCUCCCAUCUCCUUGCCAUGUGACGCGUAUUACACACGUGUGUGCGUGUGUGUGUGUGUCUGUCUGUGUCGCAUCAACGAAAUGCAGCGAAGCAACAAACACGACAACAAAACACGGUGUGUGCAUGUGCGUGCGUGUGGGUGGGUCGUGUGCCAUCCAUCCAUGCGAACCAUCACAGGCAUUAAUUACCACCAUGCAUCCAAAGCGUGUCACCACCGGUCGUCACGCAGACACGCAGACGCACAGGCAGCAAAAAACAAGGACAAGUGAAUUGGUUAAGUUAGCGAGUCGAGUAGCAUCCAUGGGUGCCCGCACACGGACGGGCGGCCUCUCUAUCUCUCCCUCAUCUACAGGGGACCGUGUGUGUGUCUGGAGGGGGGCGGGUGUGUGGGGGGGAGGGGGUGCUAGUCGACUUUGAUGGAGCCGUAGAUGGCCCGCACAAAGAAGAAUGUCGCCACAAACCCAAUCGCACCUGCACACACACAUACACAGAAGACCACCGAGAGAAGUUGGGGCCAUUUGUUGGGCUCGCAGUCGCGCGCGUGUGUGUGUGUACCGGUGAGCAGGAAGAAGGAGUAAGAUAUGAUGGUCAUGUAGCCGAAAUACAGCAGCACCGACACGAACUUGUUGAUGUUCAAUCUGCCCACCCACAAGACACACACACACGCACACACACACACACUCACAUCCCUCCAUCGUCCCGCCUUUCCGUCCUCCGUGCGCAUGGCACCUGGUGUAGAAGUAGAGGACGGAGUAGAGGAAGACGUACACGGCCGAGCACGCAGACGACAGGAACGAUCGCCACCACCAGCGGUAAUCCUCACUGUGACAAGCGAGGAGGAAACCACACACACACAGGCCAUCCAUCCAUGUGGCUCUCUAUCUGGCUGUCCCAAUUGCUGACAUACAUACCCGGCGAGUUGGAAGUAGGUGAAUGCGAUGGAGAUCUCAGCGCAUGUGAUGAUGAGAAUGACCAGCACCAGGGUGAGGAAGCCGAACAGGUAGUAGAACUGGUGCUGCCACAUCGACGACAUGAUGAAAAACAACUCCGUAAACACAGCCCUGAACGAAUGGUGAGUGGGUGGGUGGCACACGCAGAUGGACGGACACAAUGGCGACCCUGUUGCUGCAUGAUGGUGUGUAGUGUACCCGAAAGGCAGGACGCCUCCAAUUAGGCAUGUCAUGAGGGGGUGGGUCAGCCAGUGCUGGGGCUGCAUUCACGCAACCAGCAUCCACACACACACAGAGAGAGAGAGUGGCGCACAUGGCCGUGUCUUGCUCCCCCCUGUCUGUCUGUCUGUCUGUCUGUGUUGCUUACGGGUAUUUGUCUUGGGAUCUGGUUGGUGCGGACGGGCAGCGACAUCGGACCCUUCUUGUAGCCGAAGUACGAUCCCUACACACCCACACCCACACACACGUACCGACCUCUGUCUUUACCGACAGGUCGACAUGGACGGGGUCGUGUGUUGUGUCCGUACCAUGAAGACUAGGGGCACCGAGAUGCCGAACCAGAGCACCAGCAGCAAAAACAUGGUCGAAAACGGCACCUGCACACGAAGCAAAAUGCUGUGCACACGUCGUCUCGCCUUGCGUAUGGGCUGCCAGCGUACCGCGCCUGACGACUGCUCUCCCCAGAUGAGCAGAUCCAGGGUGAAGAAUAUCCCAAAUGUGACGGCUGUAUAUAACAUUACACAGUCAUGUGAGAUCUUGGAUCGGUGCUCUGUGCGUGUGUGUGUGUGUGCAUCCAGACCUGGGAACAGCAGCGCUGUGUACAGCGUGACGGUGUGGCUCCGCUCGCAGUCGUCACCCUGCACACAGAACAGAAGACCAACAGACAGAACAGCACGUAUGUGUGUUGGCUGCACGGCAGACUGACAGCACAACUGCUGGCUGACCUCCAUGACGUUGUUGAACCUGGCUGCCGUGUAGCCGGCAAAGAAGCCCAUGAACGUAAACAGCACCAACAUGGCCUGAAGCAGAACCACACGACACAUAAAUCGACACAUACGGCGCUUCUGUGCUCUCGCAUUGACAGACCUGCAAGAGGCCGCCUCUGUGUGCGGGUGAGAGCAGGCCGAGUGCCGCGAAGACGAGCGUGACGCAGGUCAUGCCGAGGAUCUGCACGCCCGAUCCGGUGCACACGGCCAGCAUCUGGUAGUAGGGGGGCCGCCGGAACACGUCACCGUGCACCAACUUCCAACCCGACUCCUCCUGGGCCUCCUCCAGCGAGUCUACCAUCUAAAACACAGACAGACACACGCCAUCGUGCAUCAGGUGUGGAUGUGUGUGUGUGUGUCUGUGGUCGUGCGUCUACCUCGUUGUAUUUGGCGAUAUCCCUUAGGAGAGUUCGCAGGAGGAUCAUGGCGACCAUGCCGGAGAGGAAGAGGACGACCAUGAGGGAGUUGAUGAUGGAGAACCAGUGGAUCUGGCUGUCAGUCAUCUUCAGGUACAUGUCCCAACGAGACGCCCACUUGACGGGGGACGGCUGCACACAGACACAGACACGGACGCCAACCCACCGACAGCAAGACUCAUGCAUGCCACGUGCGACAACGGGUGCUUUCUUGUAGUGUGGCUAGCUGGUGCUGACCUCCCAUCUGACGUCAUAGGUGAAGACCACCGAGUCGGCCUUCUCCACAUUCAAUGUGGGACCUGCGCACACACACACACACACACACAUGCGCGCACACACACACAUAACAGACACACGCAACGCCGGUCACGGCACCACCGCACAGCCAGCCCUUCCCACUGCUCACCGCUGCACGAGUAGGUGGGGUUGGUCUCGUCGGCAGACACCGGAUGCUCAAUACUGCACACACACGAUCAGCCCAUGUAAGCACACACCACGAGACCUUCCUUCCCUCCCUCUCCCUGGCCCGCCUCACCUGACGGGCUCGACUUCGAAUCCGACAAUCCUGGCAGCCUCGGUGCCGCCGGUGUCACUGCGGCUGUGGUACUUGAACGUCAUGCGCACGUGGUUGUGCAGCACGUAGGCGCCCUGCAGCGGCUGGCCGACCGGGAAACCCGCCAGGUAGCCCGUCUGGUCGCCCGCCUUGUACUUCAUAGCCGCGGGAAGGUUGUCCACUAUCCUGAAUGGAUGCGGGUGGGGGAGGCGGGGUGUGUGAACGCAUCGACACACAUCCGUUGUGCGUGUGUGUGCGGACUGACCAGUUGACGUAGUAUUCGUCGUCGAUCAUGGUUUUGAAGAGGUCCUUUUCCUUCUUCUUGAGAUCCUUCUUGCACAGCACCUUGCACUCCACUGGCAUGAGCAUCUCAAUCUGCAUGAUACACACACACAUCCACAGAGAGAUGCACACAUGUCGUCCAGAUCAACGCUCACCUCAUACGGCGAGUUUUCGAUGACAUCUCCCUGUAGGAUCUCGCCCAGGUUCUCUGCCUCGUUCUUGAUGUCCUCGGGCGUGCAGAAGGGCAGAUGGUAGUACUUGUACGGCAGCUGCGUCUUGACGCUCGUCAGCUUGUUCACUUUCAGCUUCACAGGAGCUCCCCGCUCGUAAUCCUUCACGCCACACACAAAGGCACAGCAUUGGUGAGUGUGCCAACCCCUGCCUGCCUAUCGGUGUCUUUCUCACCCGUGGCGCCACUCCUGGCAGGUACCAGCCAUCCACCAGGUGUGUCAGGAUUCCCAGGGCGACGAGCAGGGCUACCGACAGUCGAGUGGUCGUCAGCAUCUUGACACGAGAUGCGUUGCGUUGGCGCAAGCUGGCGACGCGCGUGGGACUCUCCGUCGAGAGCGCGGGCAGGAAGGUGAGCCCUGACCGUUGACCAAGGAGGCGCAACCAAACGCUCUUUCCUUCACAAAAACGGCUCAGGAGCCCCUGAUAGGCUGAUCCCUGAGCUAUAUACUGAGGUUUCAGACUUCAC
This is a messenger RNA of Vitrella brassicaformis, 4781 nucleotides long. The record is from the annotation of a GenBank genome assembly. NCBI's taxonomy places the organism in Eukaryota, Vitrellaceae.